This is a messenger RNA of Colletotrichum acutatum, 1629 nucleotides long. RefSeq names its product Tannase/feruloyl esterase. The transcript has 3 exons. NCBI's taxonomy places the organism in Eukaryota, Fungi, Ascomycota, Sordariomycetes, Glomerellales, Glomerellaceae. Bases 1 to 1629 code for a protein of 542 amino acids. The record is from RefSeq and is a predicted model, not a curated record.
AUGUCUCUGUCCCUCGCUCAGAACUGUGUCCCGAGCACCUUCAGCCCAGUCCUCUACGGAGCUGAGAUCCUGUCUCUCGAGGCGAACCUCGUCACCAACUACAGCGCCUCCGUCCCUUCGGCAUUCCGAUACACCUCUCCAGCCGUCGAACUGAAGAACGCGACUUUUUGUAAUGUGACCAUCAAGUAUACGCACCCGGGCCAGAACGACAACCUCGUCACAGAGGCAUGGCUUCCGGAAAACUGGAACGAAAGGUUCAUGGCUGUGGGCGGAGGAGGCUGGGUCGCCGGCCGCUUCUUCUUGAGCUACAACGCAAUGAACGGCGCCAUUGCGGACGGUUUUGCGACCAUCACGACAGAUGCUGGUCUUGGGUCUGCGAAUGAGCCUAGUCCGUGGGCGAUGAACAGCCCUGGCAACGUCAAUCUGUACAAUCUCCAGAAUCUUGCAUCUGUUUCCCUCAAAGACGAGGCAAUUAUCGGCAAGUCUUUGAUCAAGAGCUACUACAGCCAGGAUCCCCAGUACUCCUACUGGGCCGGCUGCUCCCAGGGUGGACGACAAGGCCUCAUGCUCGCCCAGCGCUACCCCGACAUCUACGACGGCAUUGUAGCGGGCGCCCCGGCAAUCAACUGGAACAAGCUGGUGAGCUUCGUCUACUGGCCCCACCAAGUCAUGAACGAGCUCGGCGCGUUCCCUUACCCCUGCGAAUUCGACGCCAUCGUAAACACAGCAACCUCCGAGUGCGAUCCCCUUGACGGGGUUACGGAUGGAAUCAUCUCCGACAUUGAAGCCUGCUUCAAGUCCUUUGACCCUUUCUCCCUCGUCGGCCAGUCCAUCACCUGCGCGCAGAAGAACGGAACUCAGCAGAUCAUCUCAGAGGCCGCCGCGACGGUUGUGAACGCUACGUGGCACGGCCAUGUCACCACGGAUGGCAAGCGGCCGUAUCACGGUAUCCUGCCCGGAGCUGACUUUACGGGUAACAAGCCGACAUCCAACGGCCAGCCGGGUAUCGUGAUGACGACUUGUAAUGAAAGGGGCUGCGUCGAUGAGCCUUCUAACCUCGGCACCGCGUGGCUCAAGCUCUUCGUCGCCAAGAACGAGACCUUUGACUUGGCAACUAUGAGUCGCGAGGAUUAUGAUGCGCUCGUGUACUCUGGUCGCCAGCAAUAUGAGUCUAUGGUCGAGACUGCCGAACCUGAUUUGAGGCAGUUCAAGGCAGCCGGGGGCAAGAUGGUGACUUUCCACGGUUUGGCUGACAACAUCAUCCCGCCCGGUGGAACCGAAGACUACUACAAGGCAGUCAACGAAGUCAUUCCUGAUAUCCAGAAUUUCUACCGUUAUUUCGAGGCUCCUGGCUUGGGCCACUGCUUCGGCGGUGUGAGUGGCACCCCGACUGGCCUCUUUGAGCAGCUGCGCGACUGGGUCGAGAACGGCACCGCGCCCGACCAGACACCCAUCCAGGUUUCUGUCGGAAAUGCGACGCACAAUCGGAUUCUUUGCCCGUACCCUCAGAAAUCGAUCUUUAGCGAUGGCUGUGGGGAUGCAUCCAAGGCUGAGUGCUGGUCUUGCUCUGAGAGUCCCGUGAAAUCUAACACCACUAAGAGGGCUGCGCCAAUGUUCCACGGGCUCUAA